Molecule: messenger RNA, 3648 nt
Organism: Cottoperca gobio
Lineage: Eukaryota; Metazoa; Chordata; Actinopteri; Perciformes; Bovichtidae
Gene: hspa12b
Product: heat shock protein 12B
Exons: 15
Coding region: 512-2578 (688 amino acids)
Source: RefSeq, a predicted model, not a curated record
GGGUCUCAGAGAUAAUAUGGAAUUCAUGAGAGGAAUGCCGCACAGGGGUUUCUUCCUGACUCCAUCACUUCCUGCGUUGGACUUCCUGCUUCUGGACCUCCGAGGAGAAAGAGCGGAGAGGCGGCGAGCUCGGCUGCAGAGAGACAGAACUACAAAUCCAAAGCAGGAGUUUGACUUGUCUCAGAAGAAGCAGAAGAAGAAGAAUUGUCCUUUUUCCUUUAGAGUGCAACUCAUUUCUCCGUUCAUCACGUCUCAUUGUGAUCUUUUCUGACUACAGAAUUUCAAUUUUGGUAAUUCUGCCUGCAAGGGGGAGAAUCUUAGAUUUUAACAAGGGGAUUUGCAGAGAAGCAUCCUCUUGUAUCAGUCACAGUUUCCUCCUGUUCAUCUCCAUCUGCCUCCCUGGAGACGGACUCCAAACCUCCGAGUACGGGAAUACUUCUUUUGGAGAGGCAACAAAGGACAAGGGUUUAGUGUUACAACAGCACACAAAGAGACCCUGGCUCCUGUAAAGAUGGCUGACGUGGUGCAGCUCGACCCCGACAGCCUGCAGAUACCCGGUGAUAAUCCAUCAACCCCUUCAUCGCCUGCCACAGCUAGAAAUGACUGCAGCAUCACACCCCUCACACCCUUACCCUCACCGAGGGUGGAGGUCAGACCCAGGACGUCCUGUCCAUUCUCAGUUGUCGUUGCGAUAGACUUCGGGACGACCUCCAGCGGCUACGCGUUUAGCUUCACGCAGGAUUCAGAAGCCAUACACAUGAUGAAGCGCUGGGAGGGCGGCGACCCCGGGGUGGCCAAUCAGAAGAGCCCGACGUGUCUGCUGCUGUCUCCUGAUUUGAGGUUCCACAGUUUUGGGUUUGCGGCUCGAGACUUCUACCACGACCUGGACCCAGAGGAGGCGCGGCACUGGCUCUACUUCGAUAAGUUCAAGAUGAAGAUCCACAGCACAAGUGACCUCACCAUGGAGACGGAGCUGGAGGCGGUGAACGGUCGGAGGGUCAGGGCCAUCGAGGUGUUUGCUCACGCCCUCCACUUCUUCAGGGAACAUGCCCUCAAGGAGGUGAAGGACCAGUCGUCAUCAGUGCUGGAGGGAGAGGAUAUCAGAUGGGUGAUCACCGUCCCCGCUGUGUGGAGACAACCUGCCAAACAGUUCAUGAGAGAGGCUGCAUACCUGGCUGGUCUGGUGUCUCCUGAAUGUCCUGAGCAGCUCCUCAUCGCUCUGGAACCCGAAGCUGCGUCAAUUUACUGCCGUAAGCUCCGCCUCCACCAGGUGCUCGACCUGAGCUUGCAGCCAAUGACAAACGGCUUCGAUCAGGAAGGUUCCCGGCCCUUCGACUCCAGCUUCAGACAAGCGAGGGAGCAUUUGAGGCGAUCCAGACACAGCAGGACCUUCCUGGUGGAGAGUGGAACCGGAGAGCUGUGGUCGGAGCUGCAGACUGGGGACAGGUACAUUGUUGCAGACUGCGGAGGAGGAACAGUUGAUCUGACAGUCCACCAGAUCGAGCAGCCACAGGGAACACUUAAAGAGCUCUACAAGGCUUCAGGUGGUCCAUACGGUGCCGUCGGAGUCGAUCUGGCCUUCGAAGCCAUGCUGUGCCAGAUCUUCGGCGAGGACUUCAUCCAGAGCUUCAAAGCCAAGCGGCCGGCGGCCUGGGUGGACCUCACCAUCGCGUUCGAGGCGAGGAAACGGACAGCGGCACCGGGCAGGACCAACGCCCUCAACAUCUCCCUGCCCUUCUCUUUCAUAGACUACUAUAAGAGACACAGGGGGCAGAGUGUGGAGGCCGCCCUGAGGAAGAGCAAUAUGAACAUAGUGAAGUGGUCGUCCCAGGGGAUGCUGCGGCUGACACAGGAAGCCAUGAACGAGCUCUUCCAGCCCACCGUCGUCAAUAUUGUUAAACACAUUGAGGAGCUGAUGGCAAAGCCGGAGGUGUGCAGCGUGCGUUUCCUCUUCCUAGUUGGUGGUUUUGCAGAGUCGCCCAUACUGCAGAAAGCGGUCCAGAGAGCAGUGGGGCGGACGUGUCGCAUCAUCAUCCCCCAUGACGUUGGACUGACCAUCCUGAAGGGCGCCGUGCUCUUCGGGCUGGAUCCCACUGUGGUCAGAGUGCGUCGGUGCCCCCUGAUCUACGGCGUUGGCGUCUUGAACCGCUUCGUGGAGGGACGACACCCUCAGGACAAACUCCUCAUCAAGGACGGCCGCGAGUGGUGCACCGACAUCCUCGACCGCUUCGUCUGCGUCGACCAGUCGGUGGCUCUGGGCGAAGUCGUGAGGCGGAGCUACACGCCUGCUCGUCUGGGCCAGCGGAAGAUCAUCAUCAACAUCUACUGCAGCGCGACCGAAGAAGUCACGUACAUCUCUGACCCCGGAGUGAGGAAGUGCGGGACGAUAACUUUAGACCUGCCGGAGCCGUUACCGCUACCAGGAGCAGUGGGAGGAGCAGGUGGAGGAGCAGGAGGCCCUGAGAGAAGAGAGAUCAGAGCGACCAUGCAGUUUGGAGACACGGAGAUCAAAGUCACAGCCGUCGACGUCAUGUCAAACCGCUCCGUCCGGGCUUCCAUAGACUUCCUGUCUAACUGAGGAGGAGCAGGAAGUGGAGACGAGGAAUGAAAAACUCACAAAAAAAACUGAUUCUAGGGAUGAUCAUUGUAUUAAAAGAAAGCGGUACUUUGGGAGUGGGCGACUCACAUCCUGUAAUUCAGACAUUUAGGCCUUACAUUUACUCCUGGGGGGAAGAAAGCGUUCACGAGAGGAACAUUUUAUAAAAACUCUCCAGCCUUCAUUUCUUUUAAACGUCAGUCAGCAUCUCCUCAACUGAAGGGGAGUCUCCUGUAUGUACAAGAGAAGUCAUGGAUGUGUCUGACUUCAUUUGUAUGAACUCUGUACAAGCACAUCCCUGCUGCACAUACCUUCUAAUAAUUCAAUCUGUCUGUAUUAUACUACCUAGAGUGAGACUCACUCAUUGAUAAAUAUGAAGACUGUUGCCUCUUCCUCAUAUAAUGAAUAUAAGGAUAUCUCACAAGUUCUGGUCUGAUACCUCAUUUAAAUCCUAUUUCACUGUCCAUAUAUGAGAUAGUGAUAAAACUACCUGGACUGCAGCCUUGUGUCUCUCACGUGACUGAGCAUAACCUAGUGGUGUAAAGGCUGAACUACAAGCUGAACAUUAAGAAGUGGGAAGUUGAAAGCUGAGGAUGCAUCACUUAGGGUUCACUAGGAAGGACUGUGGCAUUAUUGCAAAAUCUGCAUGUUUCUUAUAAAGUAUGUCACCCUUCAGGUGUAGUGUUCAAGGUCUGUAGUGUUUACCUGUUCAGGACAGAAACGGUUGCGAAGACAUGCCAGUUGAAGUUAAGGAAAAGCUGAUGGACCUCAAGUUUAUACAACUAUGGGCUUUUAAAAAAAUAUAUAUAUAUGCAGGGGUUUUAACUUUCCCUCAUUAAGACACCAUGCUACAUCACAUUAAUAGCUCUUAAUGUUGUGUAAGCUGUAAUAAACUGUAUUCAUGUAACGUAAUAACUAUGUGCACCAUGCUGACCUAACCGUUUCUUUUCAUUUCCAUUUUAUUUUGGACUGCAGGUUGCAAGGCACCAUCUUUACUUAUCCUAAUGUUAUGAUCCAUCCUUAUAUUUUACAUUAAAAUAAAGACACAUUUU